Messenger RNA from Lactuca saligna, 672 nucleotides. Lineage: Eukaryota; Viridiplantae; Streptophyta; Magnoliopsida; Asterales; Asteraceae. The record is from the annotation of a GenBank genome assembly.
AUGAUGUUGGAGGUUGUUGGCCAAUUUGGAACAGGGCUCCCACCUCCUACCAGAUAUUCUUUGUGUGACCCGCUUCUAAAGCAUGAGGUUGAAAGAACAAAAAGUUUGUUGAAAAAAAACGAAGAAGAAUGGAAAGAGAUUGGAUGCUCGAUCAUGACAGAUGCUUGGUUUGAUAGAAAAAGAAGAAGCAUUAUGAAUUUAUGUGUAAAUUCAAGAAUGGGUACCGUUUUUAUAUCAUCAAAAGAAUGUUCCAAUGAAUCACAUACAAGUCAGUACAUAUAUGAUUAUGAGGAAUCUUGCAUUCAACAAGUUGGUCCUGAUCAUGUUGUUCAAGUUGUGACCGAUAAUGUCACGAAUAACAUGGGAGCUGCAAAGUUACUACAAGAGAAAAGACCAACUAUUUUUUGGACAUCAUGUUCGACACACACAAUUAACCUUAUGCUCGAAAGUAUCGGUGGACUUCCAAGAUUUGGAGCGGAUCUUGCAAUUAAAGGUUGUAUGGUGAACAAUGCCGAAUUUGAUCCGGCAAGAUGGUGGGGACUUUUUGGUGGCUCAACUCCUCAUUUGAAAAGGAUUGCAAUGAGGAUUCUUUCUUUAACUAGUAGUUCAUCGGGUUGUGAAAGAAAUUGGAGCACGUUUGAAGCGGUACAUACAAAGAAACAGAAAAGAUAA